CUUUCGGUUUGACAGCUUCAAAGUCUUUUUACGCUAGUGACAGUGUAUCUAUCGAUAAUCCAGCAAUCGAAAAUAUCAAUGGGAAUGUGAUGGAAUAAAGUAACCAUGGCAACCUUUAGUUUGGCUUCAACAACCUCUGCAAUGGACGUGCUUUCAAUUUAUAGCUCACCCGUUAUAGAAUUUACAGCAACGCAGCCAUUGGAAAGGCAGAAUGCACUGGUGGACAACUGUACGGGCACUGAUCCGCCUCCAGCCAACGCAGAUAAGCUGACAGAAACGCAUACGAAGAAACAAGUGGCCACACAAACGGAACACAUUUGCAGCAGCGAGUCAGCGGACUACGAUGAGCGUGCGCUGGCCAAAUGGCUGCGUCAGAUCUAUCCACUAGUGGAGCUGGAGCUGAGUCAGCCCACGCCACUAAUGGAUGAGCAGUGUAGUGAAUGCUCACUACAGGAGCAACUGCAAGUGCACACAUACCAAAAGCUUAGCCUGCACAGCAUGGAGAACUCGCAAGGCUUGGCCAGCUGGCUCUGCGUGCACACCAACAAUGCGCCCGUGCUGGUGGUCACCACUGUGGCGCCGCAUGACGACUGGUGCGAGCAUGUGGAGCAACAGCUGCAGCUCUAUGUGCCCGAGCGCAUGUCCCAGGGCAGCUAUGUGGUUUAUACGCUGUCCAAAAGUGUGCCCUUAAAGUCCUGCCUGCGCAGCUUGACCACAAAUGGUUUUAACAAGAACAUCUUUGCUGGUGCCAGCAUGGAUGGCGAGCUCUUUGUGUGGACAUAUGAACAGGCUACAAUGGAUGUGCAGCAGCUGCAUAAUGUGAGUACCGCACAGGGUGCAGCGGUGGCGCUGGAUUGGUCGACAGAGCAGCAGCUGCUGGUGGGUUAUACCAAUGGAGUUGUGCAGCAAUGGCAGCUGGGACAACAGAUGACACUGGAAUGGCAAUACACGCUGCCUGCCACUGUGGCUGCUGAGCUGACUACAAUGCUGUCGCUGGGUCUGGAUGAUUUGGUGUUGGGCACCAACGAUGGUGGUGUCUAUCGCUGCUGGAGCACGGCACCUCAAGUGUCGACGGAUAAGACCAACAAACAGUUCCAAUUGCUGCCGCUGCGUAGACAUCGUUUUAUGGUUUCAUCCCUGCUUAGAACUCAGCUCAAUGGACAGCAGCUGGUAAUAAGCUGUGAUCUCAGUGGACAGGCUUAUUAUCAUGAUAUGCGUCAUGAGGAUGAGGAUACGGCGCAGCUUAUAGUGCAAAUACCGCUGCCCUUUAAGAACUCGAUCGCCUGCAGUCGCGAUGGCAAUAUCAUCUACUGUCCUAGCUCCGAUGGCGCCUUGGAGUAUUACAGAGUCGGCGAUGGUGCACAGGCACAUGUCAAAGGAGUGCUACGUGGUCGUGGCAAUCUUAUACGCCUGAGCGACAAUGGCUGCUGGCUAAUUACAGGACUCUAUGGCAAUGAAUUUCAAAUAUUUUACAUAGAAAACAAUUUAGCUGCGAAUUAAACUUGGACUUUACAUAUCAUUUUAUAUAGCUGCGCUUAAGUUUAUUUAAAUGUUGCUAUUUACACGAGUUUCUAAUAAAACAUAAAAAUAGAUUUUGCUGCAUUUAAAAGUAUUGUAAAUAUGGCUUGUGGCGCCAGCAUUUAGAUAAAAA
Drosophila busckii is the source of this 1651-nucleotide messenger RNA. RefSeq lists its product as uncharacterized. Lineage: Eukaryota; Metazoa; Arthropoda; Insecta; Diptera; Drosophilidae. The transcript is spliced from 4 exons. Gene Ontology annotation, molecular function: protein binding. Bases 106 to 1500 code for a protein of 464 amino acids. The record is from RefSeq and is a predicted model, not a curated record.